Messenger RNA from Torulaspora delbrueckii, 333 nucleotides. RefSeq names its product DNA-directed RNA polymerase III core subunit RPC11 (gene RPC11). Gene Ontology annotation, cellular component: RNA polymerase III complex. The record is from RefSeq and is a predicted model, not a curated record. Gene Ontology annotation, biological process: DNA-templated transcription; termination of RNA polymerase III transcription. Lineage: Eukaryota; Fungi; Ascomycota; Saccharomycetes; Saccharomycetales; Saccharomycetaceae. Bases 1 to 333 code for a protein of 110 amino acids. The transcript has a single exon. Gene Ontology annotation, molecular function: zinc ion binding; DNA-directed RNA polymerase activity; nucleic acid binding.
AUGUUGUCGUUUUGCCCACUUUGUAACAAUAUGUUACUUAUAGCAAGUGCCGAUAGUGGUGUUUACUCCCUAUCGUGCCGAUCAUGUCCCUAUGAAUUUCCGAUCGAAGGUAUCGAGAUUUAUGAUCGAAAGAAACUGCCCCGGAAGGAAGUCGAUGAUGUGCUUGGAGGAGGCUGGGAUAACGUUGAUCAAACAAAAGUACAAUGUCCCAAUUACGAUAUCUGUGCUGGUGAAAGUGCGUAUUUUUUCCAAUUACAAAUUAGAUCUGCGGAUGAACCGAUGACUACUUUCUACAAAUGUGUCAACUGUGGUAACAGAUGGAAGGAGAAUUGA